UGGGGGCUAGUUUAUUACAGUCUACAAAACUGGGCUCCAACCAAUGGGCCGAAACCCAACCGUUCUGUCCGAAACCGAUUACAAAUUUUCCAGUUCCCUUAUCUAUCCGCGCUGUGGAAAGAACGAAGACACGGGAAAGAAAAAUGGUGCUAGAACAAGCAGUAUCAUCAUCAAGCACCUUGAGGAACGUUUUCACCAAUCCCAAAACCCUAAUUUCAAAACCCCAAUUCCAAGUCGCCGCUUCCCCUUCAUGGAAACCACAGCAGCCGCGCUGGGAAGGGUGGCUGGGGAUAAACUUGAAGUGCUCCAUGACAACAACAACAACGCCAUCAUCAUACCCUAAGCCCUCGGAGAUUCCGUGGCAGAAGGAACUCUGCAACUCCGUCAACCUCAUCGGCAACGUCGCCGCCCCCGUCGAAAUCAAAUACCUCCCCUCCGGCAAGGUCGUCGCCUGGACCCGCCUCUACGUCAAGAAAAGCGCCACACAAUCAUCGCCCAUAAACCUCACUUUCUGGGACGACCUCGCGCAUGUCGCUUCCCAGCAUCUCCAGAAAGGUCACCAGAUUCAUGUCUCUGGUCGCCUCAUUACCGACACUGUUGAAACGGAGGAAGGAAAAAGCCAAACUUACUACAAGGUUGUUGUUCAACAGCUGAAUUUCAUUGAGAGGAAUUUCUCUUCGGUGUCGUCAUCGCAGGGUCAAGAGUUUGAUUUUGCGAUGGCUGGUAGUGGUAGGAAAGUGAGCAAUGCUGCAAACAGUACUGGUUCUGUGGUGGAAACAUGGAAUGCGUUCUUUGCUAACCCAGGGGAGUGGUGGGACAAUAGGAACAACAAGAGGAAUCCAAAAGCUCCUGAUUUCAAACACAAAGAUACAGGGGAAGCUCUGUGGAUCGAAGGCAGAUACAAUCCGCCAUGGGUCAAGUCUCAACUGGAAAUACUAGACUCAAGAAUGGGGUCGUUUGCUAGUCAAAAUGCUAGGAUGCCUGUAGGUAUGGUAGCUGCAGAUGAAAUUGUGUCUUUCUAAUGGCUCAUGCCAAAUCUCGCCCAUGUAAUAUUCAAUUUUAACUGUGAAACUUCUUUGUACAGUUUACAUUUUGCCCCUAAUUUUAAAUUGUAUGUAUGUCAGUACUGAUAAUGGUUAAGUUUGCCCUUGAACUAUACUUAGUGAUCAAGUGAUUGUGUUGCAUUCAGCAUUCUCUA
Molecule: messenger RNA, 1198 nt
Organism: Glycine soja
Lineage: Eukaryota; Viridiplantae; Streptophyta; Magnoliopsida; Fabales; Fabaceae
Product: protein OSB2, chloroplastic-like
Exons: 4
Coding region: 144-1022 (292 amino acids)
Biological process (GO): mitochondrial DNA replication; positive regulation of helicase activity
Cellular component (GO): mitochondrial nucleoid
Molecular function (GO): single-stranded DNA binding
Source: RefSeq, a predicted model, not a curated record